AUGGGCAAGGAAAACUGCACUGCCGUGACAGAGUUCAUUCUCCUGGGAUUGUCAGACGCCCCUGAGCUGCGAGCUUUCCUCCUACUGAUUUUCCUCUUCAUCUAUGGAGUCACAGUUUUGGCCAACCUGGGUAUGACGGCACUCAUCCAAGUUAGCUCCCGGCUUCAUACUCCCAUGUACUUUUUCCUCAGUCACUUAUCCUUUGUAGAUUUCUGCUACUCCUCAGUCAUUGUGCCCAAGAUGUUGGCUGAUAUUCUCAACAAGGACAAAUCUAUAUCCUUCCUGGGGUGCAUGACGCAAUUCUACUUGUUUUGCACAUGUGUGGUCACUGAGAUCUUCCUGCUGGCAGUGAUGGCCUACGACCGCUUUGUGGCCAUCUGUAACCCUCUGCUGUACACUGUCACCAUGUCUCGCAGGCUCUGUGUGGAGCUGGUCUCCUGCUGCUACCUUUGUGGGACAGUGUGCUCUCUCAUCCACUUGUGCUCAGCUCUGGAGAUCCCGUCCUACACAUCAAAUGUGAUCAACCACUUCUUCUGCGAUCUGCCCCCUCUCCUGAGCCUUGCUUGCUCAGAUGUCACUGUGAAUGAGGUGCUGCUGUUCACUGUGGCCGCCUUCAAUGAGAUCUUCGCCAUCGUGAUCAUUCUCACUUCCUACUUGUUUAUUCUGGUCACCAUCCUGAGGAUUCGCUCUGCAGAGGGCAGGCGCAAGGCAUUUUCCACCUGUGCUUCCCACCUCACGGCCAUCGUGGUCUUCCAUGGAACGAUCCUCUCCAUUUACUGCAGGCCCAGCUCUGGUGACAGUGGGGAUGCUGACAAAGUGGCCACGGUGUUCUACACUGUAGUGAUUCCCAUGCUGAACCCCCUGAUCUACAGCCUGAGGAACAAGGAUGUGAAGGAAGCUCUCAGAAAAGUGGUAGGCUCCAAGAUGCAUUCCUAG
Molecule: messenger RNA, 936 nt
Organism: Nycticebus coucang (slow loris)
Lineage: Eukaryota; Metazoa; Chordata; Mammalia; Primates; Lorisidae
Product: olfactory receptor 5L1-like
Exons: 1
Coding region: 1-936 (311 amino acids)
Biological process (GO): G protein-coupled receptor signaling pathway; sensory perception of smell
Cellular component (GO): membrane
Molecular function (GO): odorant binding; G protein-coupled receptor activity; olfactory receptor activity
Source: RefSeq, a predicted model, not a curated record